Oncorhynchus kisutch (coho salmon) is the source of this 1574-nucleotide messenger RNA. RefSeq names its product vacuolar protein-sorting-associated protein 25. Gene Ontology annotation, biological process: protein transport to vacuole involved in ubiquitin-dependent protein catabolic process via the multivesicular body sorting pathway. Gene Ontology annotation, molecular function: structural molecule activity; protein homodimerization activity. Lineage: Eukaryota; Metazoa; Chordata; Actinopteri; Salmoniformes; Salmonidae. The record is from RefSeq and is a predicted model, not a curated record. The transcript has 5 exons. The coding region runs from base 101 to 655 and encodes 184 amino acids. Gene Ontology annotation, cellular component: ESCRT II complex.
UCACUUACUUCCGGGUGUCAGCUGUGCGUACAUUUUUUUGCAAUGAGUUUUGAGUGGCCUUGGCAGUAUAAUUUCCCUCCGUUUUUUACGUUACAACCCAAUGUUGACACCAGACAGAAACAGCUUGCAGCAUGGUGCUCCCUUGCUCUCUCCUACUGCCGCCAUCACAAGCUCUACACUUUGGACAUCAUGGAAGUCCAAGAGUGCCCUGUGUUCAACCACAAGAAUAUUGAUAGUAUCCUUUUAUUCACCGUGUUCUAAGUUUCACUUACUGACAUAUGUCAUAAAUCUAACCAACCCGAAAAAAACACGAGGCCAUCUCUGGAUCUACUGUCCUGUUAUUUGGUGUUGGAUAGUGACUUUGAAGCUAUGGAAAGGGAACCUGGAAUGGUUAGACAAGAACAAGACACAGUGUCUAGUCAUGUGGAGGAGGCCAGAGGAAUGGGGCAAACUAAUUUACCAGUGGGUCUCUAAAAACGGUAUGGUCAAUACGGUGUUUACACUCUACGAGCUCGCCAACGGUGACGACACAGAAAGCGAAGAAUUCCAUGGGCUGGAGGAGUGGAUGCUGAUUCGCUCGCUGCAGGCCCUGCAGACGGACGGCAAGGCAGAGGUCAUCACCAUGGAUGACGGGAAGGGGGUCAAGUUCUUCUGAAGUAGCAUUGCAUUGUGGGAUUGACCAAGGUCUCAACUCAGAUUGGGAACCUUUAAUCCUUAUAGACUGUGAGGGUUCUGCUAGCCUGUUCCCAAAUCUGUUUGUGUUGUCCUGCUAACUCAUGUGGUCAUUGGUGUGACACAGGAUGUGGCAAGACAGUGCAAACAGAUCUGGGACCAUGUUAAUAGGGAUACUGCUGUUUAAAAGGCUAUUAUUUGCACCUUUGCACCCAAUCCACCUGCUUGAUGAGAAUAAUAGUCCAUUUUUGGUUCCUCAUAAAUUUAAAGCAUUUUCUUAUUGGAAGAGAACCAAUCUAGAUAGUAAAUUUACAUUUGAGUAAUUUAGCAGACGCUAUUAUCCAUUUGCAGGAGCAGUUUAGGAGAUGACUUUAGUUUGACUACUGUGGUAGUUACCUGGGACUUUUGAUGUGGGCAGGUGUUCUGACAGACAUGUGUCUCAUAAUUCAGGGGAGCCAGUCCUAUACAUGUUUAGGUAUUCUUGGAGAGAAACUUUCCCCACAAUCUAUCUUCCCCUUACUGUUUUCUUCUGUUUUGUAUUUAGAACUCAUUUUUAUUCUUACCUUCCUGGUUAAUAAGAAAUACUUGCAGUGAUGUGGUGGUGGUGCGGCAGAGCUGGGGACUUCUGCCCGCCUGUUUUAUUGCUGUUCCUCUUUACCAGAAAUUCCAGUCAAGACACCCUAGAUACAUUUGGGGAGUUUGAAAACCCCAGGAAGAGGAAACAGAAUCUUGGUUUAGUUCAGCUGUUAUAAUGGUGCUGGAUGUCUCAUGCAUAGACUGACUGCUGUAAACCCUUAGUACAGAACCUAUGACACUGUCUCUGUGUUCUAUUGAACCUCUUUUUUUAAAUGUAUUUUUACUAGUGGAAUACUGUAAGAAAUAAAUUGAGUAGAUAUUGAGUC